Molecule: messenger RNA, 702 nt
Organism: Fusarium venenatum
Lineage: Eukaryota; Fungi; Ascomycota; Sordariomycetes; Hypocreales; Nectriaceae
Product: Cyanovirin-N
Source: RefSeq, a predicted model, not a curated record
AUGAAUUUCAAGUUACUUCUUUUGACCUUCACCUUCGGUGUUUUCGCUACCGAGCCUGAACGACCAUUCUUCUUCUCUUCCCAAUUCGGGAAACCCAACCCAACCAUCACCUUCAAUGACACAAAUGGCACAUCCCAUACUCUCUCCAACAAUUACUGGGAAUCCAACUACGCCGCCAUCCAGGCCAGAUCCAAGCUAGAGACCCGCUUUAGGAUGGGCGGCUUCCUUGACAAGUACAAAAACGUCCGCUAUUACCUCGCCAAGCUUGUGGCUGAAUGCCUAGACAAGAACGGGAACUACAUUUGUACUUGGCUGGAACUGGGCAAAUGUCUCGUCAACCUAGACGAAGAGCUAGCUAUACCAGGCGGCAACUUUCAUGAAUCUUGCACCCAAUGCAACAUCAGAGAAAACGGCCGUUGGUUCAACUGUGGCUGUUGGACCAAGUUACCCAAGGGCACCAUUCAAUGGACCGACAUCAAGGAACGUUUAAAGAGAACGACCAUUGACCUGAACGUUGCCAUUGGAGCCCAAGACGGGUACCUGUACUGUCACGGAAACUGGGGAUCAAAGACGUUUGCAGCGGAAGACCUUCGAAUGAUCCUUUCUCGAUCAAGUGUAAUGACAGUGGCAUGGAGGCGUACUGCUGGCAGUAGAGCGUAUGAUGGGGGUAUUUGCGUAUUAUUCUUCGUUACAUUCGUUUAA